CGGGGCGGGCAGCUGAGAGAGGUCCCCGGAUGGGGCCAUGGCGAAGCCCGAGGCUCUGGGGGCUGCCGGCGGCCGCAGUGGGGAAUCCCCGGGAGAGGCGACCAUGGGUGUGUCCGGAGGAAUCACGGUCGAGGCAGACGCCGGGCCGCCCUCCAGCGUAGUCCCGUUUCACGGUUCUGGGCCCUCCCUGCACCCCGGGGGAAUCGUAACUCGCAGUCCUGAAUCUAGCCGGCCCUCCGGGGCCGUAGCAGUCCUCGGUUCCGGACCCAACCAGCACCCUGGGGAGGUUGCGAACCUCGGCACUGGGUCCGACCCGUACCCAAGCGAAUUACAUGGCCCCUUCCCUGAAACUAGAGUAUCCGGGACCUACAGGCUCGGGUCCGAGGGGUCUGGGGCGUACAACUCCGGACGCAGUCCGCGCUCCAAGUCAGCUUGCUUGCACUCCCACAAACCUUGUGAGGACCGGCCCCGGAGCAUCCUAAAAAGCAACGGCUCCGUCUUGAUGCAGAAAUCCCCCAUUGCGGAGAAGAACAAGUCUCAGCGGUGGGACGAAAUGAAUAUCCUAGUCACCUACCACCUUGCUGACAAGGACUAUGGAUUUAUGAAGGUGGAUGAACCCAGUACUCCCUACCACAGGCUGCAGGACAGUGAUAAGGACCUGCCUGGGGCAUCCUCUCCUUCAGUGACUCCGGAGGUGCUGGCCAAGAGGUUGGCAAAAAUGGACAAUCUCUAUCCCAAGGUCCUCCAGUAUGGUGAUACCAGAAGUUUGGGAGCUCCAGACCACUUUUCCAAGACACGCUCCAGUGACUUCAUAAACCGCCGAAAGACACAUUACGAUGAAGGAAAGGUCUUCGAGACUCAGAAAAGUUUUUCCUUCAACGAUAAUAAGCACAACAACAAAGCAGGCCGUGCCAAUACGGGCAGUGGCGGUCGGGGCAUGAUGCUGGACCCAGAGCCCAGGCCUGUGGAGAGAGGCUGGACAGGAGGACUGGCCAGAGGAGUCAACGAUGAGAUUGACCUGGUCACCGGGAACCACAUCCGAGAAGCCAAGGGUGGCCGUAAGACCCAGAUGGACUCGGAUGAUUCGGCAGAUUCCCCUGCCUUCAGAAAUCAGUGCCGAGCUUCAGCCACCAUCAGGUCAGGCCAGGAAAGUGGUCUGCAACAACGAAAGGAGUAUUACAUCAAAGGAAGAUACCUGAGGAGCUCCCCCCACCCCGAGCUCGAGGAGGACACAGAAGAUGAGCAUGAGGAGCAGGACAGCUCUGCAAACUUGAGCUGGGUGAUUGAGAAUCCCAUAAGCACCGAGGUCCGUCUGCUGGGCCACCCAGGAAGCCCCAUUCAGGAUCACAAGGCCACCAAGGACCGCCUGAAAGUGACAGUGACAAAAUCGCAACCUGGUACCGCCCUGUCCUCCAAAGACAAUGGGUCCAGAUCAGAGUCAGGCUGGUGUCAGUCAGUGCCUGGUACCCAAGGACUCACCUGGCAAAGGCCAGAAAGCUUGGAGAGGCAGCCUGGCAGCCACCGGAAGUCCCCACACCAAAACCAAAGCAGACAUGAAACCCUGCGUCUUCAAUGGACACAAGAGGGGGAAGCCAAACGAUGGAAAAUGUAGCCAGCUGGGGAUGGGGUGGGUCCCAGCCUCCCCCUGCCCACUGUCCUCAAGGUGGACAAUAAAGAAAAGUGUGAGAGUC
Messenger RNA from Prionailurus viverrinus (fishing cat), 1691 nucleotides. RefSeq lists its product as uncharacterized. Gene Ontology annotation, molecular function: protein phosphatase inhibitor activity. Lineage: Eukaryota; Metazoa; Chordata; Mammalia; Carnivora; Felidae. Gene Ontology annotation, biological process: regulation of signal transduction. The record is from RefSeq and is a predicted model, not a curated record. The transcript is spliced from 9 exons. The coding region runs from base 38 to 1612 and encodes 524 amino acids.